Melampsora larici-populina 98AG31 is the source of this 732-nucleotide messenger RNA. RefSeq lists its product as uncharacterized. The coding region runs from base 1 to 732 and encodes 243 amino acids. Gene Ontology annotation, molecular function: TBP-class protein binding; RNA polymerase I general transcription initiation factor activity; RNA polymerase I core promoter sequence-specific DNA binding. The transcript is spliced from 4 exons. The record is from RefSeq and is a predicted model, not a curated record. Gene Ontology annotation, biological process: transcription initiation at RNA polymerase I promoter; nucleolar large rRNA transcription by RNA polymerase I. Gene Ontology annotation, cellular component: RNA polymerase I core factor complex. NCBI's taxonomy places the organism in Eukaryota, Fungi, Basidiomycota, Pucciniomycetes, Pucciniales, Melampsoraceae.
AUGAUAUCAUCAUCAGAUCUCAAACAUUGUUCCGUCAUCUUUGAGCUUCCCACUGCCCGCCGAUGCGUUGAUCGGUAUUCUCUCUAUCCUAUCAGAGGUGGCCUGCGCAAGCUUCAUCUCCGCCGUCUCUUUGAUCUACUUCAUCUUUGCCUCCUUCGUCACGAUUACGAUCGCGCCAAUCGCAUUUGGCGAGUUCUGAUUCGUUGUCGCGAGCUCGACUUUGGUCAGCUGUGGCAUCUGGGUCUUCGUAUCCUCUUCUCAUCAUCGAGACAAGUAGAUACAGAUGAAGAUGAUCGAACCUCAAAGCUAGAAAGUAGUCUCAAGUAUCUCAAGGCGUGUCAAAGCAUUGACCCUCAGGAGUGUUCCAACAUCCUGAUUGAAUAUAUCUGCACGUUGAUCGUUUUGCGCCGUCAUCGCCACGCACUUGACGAGUUAGAGCUGUACUUGUCCCUUCCGCCUUACUCUCAGCAUGCUGGCUUACACGAGUACGCGGGCAUGCUUGCUCUCUAUCUUGCUCAGCCGCUUGCAUCUGACGAUGAGAUGAACGACCUGCAAGUCGUCAAUAUACCAACAUAUAUGGCUACCAUUUCCACGUCUGCGUAUUUUGGACGCGCUCGAGCCUAUUUUGACCGUGCUCAUGGACUUGAUCCCACCAGCCCGGUAGCCAACAACUAUCUUGAACUUAUGACAUCUGCACAAGCAUCUCAUGACGAUGAUCAUGACAAGGAUUGA